AGUCCAUUGUUCCAUUCAGUUCAGUGUUAGCCGUGCUUUGGAACGGCAAAAAUUGUUUGAGAAGAUACCUACAAGAAACAGCAGUGGUACACAGUUAUAUCGGGAUAAGGAAUUCCAUAUAACACAUUGGGAUUAACAGUGCAAAAGGAUAAUUGUGCAAAGUGAAAAAAGAAAAUGUCGGCUGCCACGGAAACAGUGCAAGAGGCCAUUACACAGGCAUCGGCCAGCGGUGGCUUGGGUGCCUUGUGGACCUCAUUGAUUGGUGUGGUGGUGAUUGCAGCCUUGUACGAGUACUGGCGUCGCAGCUCGCGUGAAUAUCGCAUGACCAAGAAUAUACCCAGUCCGCCAGAGGUACCCGUUUUGGGUAAUGCGCAUUUGGUGUUCGGCUGUUCGAAUGCAGAGGUUGUGGCCAAGGGUAAUGCCUACUUGGAACAGUUAGGUGAAACAUUGCGUGCUACGUUAGGUCAUGUGCUGGUGAUAUUCCUCACCAACCCCAAUGAUAUUGAGAUCAUUUUGAGCAGCAAUAAUCAUUUGGAUAAAUCGGAAGAGUACCGUUACUUUAAACCAUGGUUCGGUGAUGGUUUGCUUAUUAGCAGCGGCAGUCACUGGCGUCACCAUCGCAAAAUGAUUGCGCCGACAUUCCAUCAGAGCAUUUUGAAGAGUUUCGUACCAACUUUUGUGCAACACUCCAAAAAUGUUGUGGAACGCAUGGCUAAGGAGGUGGGUAAAGAAUUCGACAUACACGAUUAUAUGUCACAAACAACUGUGGAGAUUUUGCUCAGCACCGCUAUGGGUGUGAAGAAGGUACCGGAAGGUAAUAAGAGUUUCGAGUAUGCCAAGGCCGUCGUAGAUAUGUGCGAUAUCAUACACAAGCGACAAGUGAAAGUGUUGUAUCGUUUGGAUUCCAUCUACAACAUGACGAAAAUGCGUCAAAAGGGCGAUAAGAUGAUGAACAUUAUCUUGGGCAUGACCAAGCGUGUCGUUAUGGAUCGCAAGGCAAACUACAAUGCGGAGGGUAAUGCUAUUGUUGAAGAGAUCGAUGAUUCGGCAAAGAAAGCAGCCGCUAAGAAGGUCGGUGGACUGCGUGACGAUUUGGAUGAUAUCGAUGAGAAUGAUGUGGGCGCUAAACGUCGCCUAGCGCUGUUGGACGCUAUGGUAGAAAUGGCUAAGAACCCCGAGAUCGAGUGGAACGAGAAAGAUAUUAUGGAUGAGGUGAACACAAUUAUGUUUGAGGGACACGAUACCACUUCCGCGGGUUCUAGUUUCGCGCUCUGCAUGAUGGGCAUGCACAAAGAUGUGCAAGAGAAGGUCUUAGCAGAGCAAAAAGCUAUCUUUGGUGAUAAUUUCUUGCGUGACUGCACCUUCAACGAUACCAUGGAGAUGAAAUAUUUGGAACGUGUCAUUAUGGAAACGCUACGUAUGUACCCACCAGUGCCGUUGAUUGCGCGUCGCGUCGACAGCGAUGUGAAAUUGGCAUCUGGGCCGUAUGUUGUGCCAAAGGGCACCACUGUGGUGGUACUGCAAUAUCGCGUACACCGACGUCCCGACAUUUAUGCCAAUCCUGACAAGUUCGAUCCCGACAACUUCUUGCCCGAACGCAUGGCCAAACGUCACUAUUACAGUUUCAUUCCAUUCAGCGCCGGUCCACGUAGUUGUGUUGGUCGUAAGUAUGCCAUGUUGAAGCUGAAGGUGUUGCUCUCCACCAUCAUUCGUAAUUACACGAUACACUGCAAUGAGACCGAGGCCGAUUGGAAGUUGCAAGCCGAUAUUAUUUUGAAACUGGAAAAUGGUUUCAAUGUAGUGCUGCAGAAACGUCAACCGGAAACGACACGACAGAGUUUUGAAUGGAACGUACCGGACGAGGUGAAACCCAAUAACUCGCCCAUGAAGGAGUCAACAGUAAAGCCAAUGUUGAUUUGUUUUUAUGAUUCCAAGGGUAUUUGUAGCAAUAUUAAGUCUAGGCAAACAGUUCUUUGCAGCAGAAGCAGAAGUGCAGUAGCUAAGCGUACUAUGGACUACACAAACGCAACCGCAACACAACAUAUUACCGGAGCAAAGGCGUACAUCCUGACGAGUCCUUUCUAUAUAAGUUUGAUCGGUGCAUUGCUGGCAUUAGCGCUCUAUGAUAUUUGGUUUCGUAAUACCGAUGCUUAUAAGAAGCUGAAAGGUAUACCGGGACCGCCGGUGCUGCCCUUGAUUGGCAAUGCACAUUUAAUAUUGGGCCUUACGCCCGCAGAAAUGGUGCAGAAAGCAAUACAAUACUUCCAUUACUAUGGCGAGACCAUUAGCGGUUGCUUCUUCAAUUUGAUGGUAGUCUUUCUGACAAAUCCCGCCGACUUUGAAAUCAUACUCAACAGCUCCGUACAUUUGGAAAAGUCCAAUGAGUAUAGAUUCUUUCAGCCUUGGUUCGGUAAUGGUCUACUCAUCAGCAAGGGCGAUCAUUGGCGCCUACAUCGCAAAAUGAUAGCGCCCACCUUUCAUCAGAGCAUAUUGAAGAGCUUUGUGCCGGCAUUUGUGCAGCACUCGAAAAAAAUCGCCAAUCGAUUAGAGGCAAAAUACUUGGGACGUGAGUUCGAUGUGCACGAGCAUAUGAGUCAGACUACGGUGGAGAUACUGCUUAGCACUGCGAUGGGCAUGAGACAGUUACCCGCUGGCAGGGAAUGUGCUCGCUAUGCAGAGGCAGUGCUAGAAAUGUGCGAUAUCAUACAGAAACGCCAGGUCAAGGCGCAUUAUCGUUUCGAUUUCGUUUAUCAAUGGACGCAACUGCGCAAGCGUUGUGAUAAAAUGAUGAGCAUUAUUUUAGCAUUAACGAGGCGUGUCAUCGCAGAGCGGCGUGAACUUUUCAAUUUGGAAACAGAUGGCGUAUUGGAUCAACAGGAUGAGCUAAAUGAGCGCGCAAAUGGUAGGGAGAAGGAAGGACUGCGUGACGAUUUGGAUGAAAUCGAUGAAGAGAGUGAUGUGGGUGCUAAACGUCGUUUGGCUUUCUUAGAUGCGAUGGUGGAGAUGACAAAGAAUCCGGAUAUUGCGUGGACAGAGAAGGAUGUGAUGGAUGAAGUGAAUACGAUUAUGUUUGAGGGUCACGACACCACCUCAGCCGGUUCCAGUUUUGUGCUAUCGCUGCUCGGUAUACAUAAAGAUGUGCAAGCACGAGUUUACGAGGAGCAAAAACAAAUAUUCGCCGAUGACCUGGGGCGUGAUUGCACCUUUGCCGAUACACUGGAAAUGCAGUAUUUGGAACGGGUGAUUAAAGAAACGCUACGUCUCUACCCACCAGUACCGGUAAUCGGGCGUAAAGUUAAUGAAGAUGUACGACUUGCAUCCGGCCCAUACACAAUACCGAAGGGUACGACAGUUGUGCUGGCCAACUAUGCUGUGCAUCGGCGUCCCGAUUGCUAUGAGAAUCCGGACAAAUUCGAUCCGGAUAACUUUUUGCCGGAAAAAGUAUCGAAACGCCAUUACUACAGUUAUGUGCCGUUCAGUGCGGGUCCACGCAGUUGUGUAGGACGUAAAUAUGCCAUGUUAAUGUUGAAAGUUUUACUCUCGACGUUGGUGCGUAAAUUUGAAAUACACUCGAAUGUGGAUGAGAAACAAUUUGUAUUGCAAGGUGAUAUCAUUUUGAAAUUGGCUAAUGGUUUCAAGGUUGUGCUGACCAGACGUGAGGUGUGAGGAGCGCCGCUAAACGGAAUGUUUUAAUUUAUUGCCAACUUUAUAAAUAAUCAUGUCAACCUUAGUUGUCUUUGAAUUGUAUAUAAAUAUGGUUUGCAUUUUUUAGUGGUCUAUACGCAA
Molecule: messenger RNA, 3786 nt
Organism: Bactrocera latifrons
Lineage: Eukaryota; Metazoa; Arthropoda; Insecta; Diptera; Tephritidae
Gene: Cyp4g1
Exons: 8
Coding region: 175-3666 (1163 amino acids)
Molecular function (GO): iron ion binding; oxidoreductase activity, acting on paired donors, with incorporation or reduction of molecular oxygen; heme binding
Source: RefSeq, a predicted model, not a curated record